ACAUUACGAUUUUCGGCGUCUUUAGGUCGAGCCAAGUUCGGAACACGGAAAUUUCUCAGGAAAUUUAUUAAUCGUUUUAAGCGGAAGCUAUUAGUUGAAGUUCUUAUAUUAAAGUUUUCCUUUGUGCUACCAUUGCAGUAACUUUCUAUCGAAAUGGCUCUAGCGAAACCAAAAUCGGAACUGACCCCGGAAGAGUUGGCCCGCCAGGAGGAAGAGGAAUUCAACACAGGACCCCUUUCGGUGCUGACCACAUCGGUUAAGAACAACACCCAGGUACUGAUAAAUUGCCGCAACAACAAAAAGCUGCUGGGUCGCGUCAAAGCCUUCGAUCGGCACUGCAACAUGGUUCUGGAAAAUGUUAAGGAAAUGUGGACGGAGGUUCCCCGAACCGGCAAGGGUAAGAAGAAGGUUAAACCCGUCAACAAGGAUCGAUUCAUUUCGAAGAUGUUCCUUCGGGGCGAUUCGGUUAUUUUGGUCCUGAGAAAUCCACAGGCAACGGCUGCCGGAAAGUAAAUCAAGUUCAUUACGGUUCGAAUGAAUGUGUAAUUAGAUGUAAGCUUUUAUAUUUAAUGAUUUCCUUUUCCUGAAUAAUUAAAUAAACUGAACUGAAACAAA
Messenger RNA from Uranotaenia lowii, 615 nucleotides. It is a transcript of the gene SmD2, whose product is annotated as probable small nuclear ribonucleoprotein Sm D2. The coding region runs from base 154 to 513 and encodes 119 amino acids. Gene Ontology annotation, molecular function: RNA binding. Gene Ontology annotation, cellular component: U2 snRNP; U1 snRNP; U4/U6 x U5 tri-snRNP complex. The transcript has 2 exons. NCBI's taxonomy places the organism in Eukaryota, Metazoa, Arthropoda, Insecta, Diptera, Culicidae. Gene Ontology annotation, biological process: spliceosomal snRNP assembly; RNA splicing. The record is from RefSeq and is a predicted model, not a curated record.